UAUUUGAUUUCAUACGUUUUCCACAGAAAUGAGUCAUCCGCCUACAGUUUCCUGUAUUCCAAACACUGCCAAAAUGUCGAAGGCUAAAAAAGUUAUCGAAGAAGCCAAAGAAAUUAAUAAUCCAGAAAUAGAUCUGGUUGAUAAAGGAAUUUCUAGCUUAGAUGAAAUACCAGGCUUAUUUAGCUUGGAAAAUAUUACAAGAUUAACUUUAAGUCAUAAUAAGCUCCAAGUUGUACCAGCUGGUCUUGCUAACUUGAUGAACUUGGAGAUAUUGAAUCUCACCAACAAUCAUAUUGAAGAACUACCUGUUAGUUUGUCUUCCCUACCAAAACUACGAAUUCUCAAUGUAUCCCUUAAUAGGUUAUAUGCAUUGCCUCGAGGGUUUGGAGCUUUUCCUGUACUGGAAAUUUUGGAUUGUACUUAUAAUAAUCUGAAAGAGACUACAUUGCCUGGAAAUUUCUUUAUGAUGGAAAGCCUCAGAGCUCUUUAUUUGGGAGACAAUGACUUUGAAUAUCUUCCGGCUGAGAUUGGAAAUUUGAAAAAUCUGCAGAUUCUAUCAAUGAGGGAGAAUGAUCUAAUUGAAGUACCACGAGAGUUAGGCCAGUUGACAAGAUUGAGGGAGUUACAUUUACAAGGAAAUCGACUUGUUGUGUUGCCACCAGAAAUAGGGUUCUUGGAGCUUGCAAGUAACAAGUCAGUGCUACGGCUUGAAGGGAACUUUUGGGUUCCUCCCAUCGAAGAUCAGUUAAAACUUGGACCCUCUCAUGUGCUGGACUAUCUUCGUUCGGAGACGUAUAGAGUUCUAUACAGCCGACACAUGUCUGCAAAGCCACCUCCGCCGCCUCAGACGCUUGACAAAAGCAAGAAAGCAAGCCGAAUGCGAUAACUAUAGCAGUAUUAAGAAUAUUUCUAAACAAAAUUAAUGAUCAUUAACAUCCACCGGUUCAGACCAAAAUAUUUUCGGCAGGUUCACUGUAACACCUAAUUUCUGAAUUAUUUUUACUCAAUCAAUUUUUUCAUAAAAUUCGCAUUUAAGUAAUAGACAAGACCUUGUCAAACUGACAAGACUUGACAACUGAGUUUAUGACUUAGAAAUUGACAGAUGCCAAAAUGGCUUGAAUGUAUUGUGUUGUGUUCUAAUUGAAUAUGCUUUAUACUAAUUUAUAUUUAGGGUAAGAUAAAAAAUAUAUUUUUGUUAAUUAAUAAACGAUUUUUGUAUGAAAAACGUCUUAAAGUUUUUGUCUUAAUUAUAAUUUUGAUUAAAAUAAAAUAUGUAUUUGUUAUUAUUAAGUAAACAAAUGUUAUAUAAACAAUAUCGCACUUAUGAAACAUGGACUACAUUUUGUUGUUACCAUGGUAAUAUAUCUUUAAAGUUAGAUUAUAUACAGUCGAAACAAAUUAUAUAGUUUUUAAAAUAAGAAUGUGCCAUAAAAUUUGUGUAAGUACAUCUGGAGCGUGUUAUCUGUGCAAGCUUGUGUAUUUCUAAAUAACUAAUUGUUUUCUUAUAGUUGGUUAAAAAUAAAACAAAAUUCAAUUUAAUUUUUUAAUCAAACUAGGAAAACAGUCUUAUAAAAAUAUAUUUCACACAUUAUACAA
Messenger RNA from Pieris brassicae (large cabbage white), 1596 nucleotides. It is a transcript of the gene ics, whose product is annotated as ras suppressor protein 1. Gene Ontology annotation, molecular function: protein binding. The coding region runs from base 29 to 886 and encodes 285 amino acids. NCBI's taxonomy places the organism in Eukaryota, Metazoa, Arthropoda, Insecta, Lepidoptera, Pieridae. The transcript is spliced from 6 exons. The record is from RefSeq and is a predicted model, not a curated record.